Messenger RNA from Cordyceps fumosorosea ARSEF 2679, 5481 nucleotides. Its product is annotated as Nucleoporin. Gene Ontology annotation, cellular component: nuclear pore inner ring. The transcript is spliced from 2 exons. The record is from RefSeq and is a predicted model, not a curated record. The coding region runs from base 1 to 5481 and encodes 1826 amino acids. Gene Ontology annotation, molecular function: structural constituent of nuclear pore. Lineage: Eukaryota; Fungi; Ascomycota; Sordariomycetes; Hypocreales; Cordycipitaceae. Gene Ontology annotation, biological process: protein import into nucleus; RNA export from nucleus.
AUGGCUCCCUUGUCAGAUCGCAUCUAUUUCCCUUCCCUGGAGGAGUGUCUUUCAGGGGAAAAGGUGCUUCUGUCAUGGAAGCUUGUCGCAACCGCGCUUUCGGACAACACUGGACGUCUCCAGCGAAGCAGCGCGCUCUCUGAAUUCUUUUCCGACGAAUAUGUACACGGGCUGCUGAAAAAUCCCAUUGCCGCCUUCUCACCUCCCGAUGACGCCUCUGGCAAAGAUUUCGAGACCAAGACCGCGCCCAUCAACGUCACCUCUGCCUCGACCCAGAAGCUCGACAUACAAGUCUUGAAAGAUGAUGCCAAAUGGCUGAGCAAAAACGCUAAAACCAACCUAGUCGCAGCGCUGCGAAUUGUCAUUGUUGAGCACCAGUCUCGUCCAUCGCGCCAUCUUGUCGGGCCGCUUUCAUCGCAAGAUGCCACCAAUCUACAUGAAGCUGCCGGUCUAAAGGAUGGCCAGAGUGCAUCAUUCUUAUCAGAUCUGGGCUCAGCAGCGGCCCUCGAUACCGAUGAAUUAUCUGCCGAGUUCGAGAAGCAAGACUCCCGCCGCACUCGCCUUUUCGAAACCCUCCUCAGCGAACGCCGACACUUUAUGAUGGCCAUCGAUCACGUCAACUCGAUAAAACUAUACGGGCGGCUGCCGAUUUCUGCGCAAAAUAACGACGAUAUUGGUGAAUUAUUCAAGCUCAACACGCGAUCUACCAAGGAACAAAUCGAGGCUCUGCUUCCUGCCUACUUCAGGGUCCUCACCGAUUGCACUGGGCGGAUUGAAUCUGGCCUGCUUUCGACUACCGACGACGCUUUGCUUUCUAAUGAAAAAACUGAAAUUGAAUGGCUACGAACAUUGUUCACAGAAAUUGUUCAUGCACUCUCCGUCAUCUUUCAGCUUGUGGAUAGUCUGGGAGAUGACUUUGCUCCGCCGAGCUCUGUAACUCAAUGGUUCUCCCUAAUGGAGAUGUACAAUUUUUUUGAUUCUGUACAGCCAAUCCACGAGGGCAUAGCCGAGCUGAUAGCGCCACUCAGAACGCUUGCCACUGCCGUUUCAGUCAUCAUGCUGAAGCCCAAACGCUCAAUCAGCUAUUUGAACGAAAAGGACGAGGAUUCCGGGCAGCCUGACGACACCUUUGAUUCAUACUUGCUGUCCUCAGAAGUCCUCGAGCAAAUCCACAAGUCCAUUCUCAAUGCAGCGAACAUGGAUAUCGCAAGCGCGACUCCCGCUAUCUUCACUUGGGCUCUGCUCCUACACAGGCUCAAUGCCUCCUACCACAACCGCACCGAGAAGAGAGAUAACCUGUUGCAGCAGACUGCCAGAGAGAGGUUCGAGUCCGGAGAGGUCACGCGCCCAAGCCUCGGUCGACGCAACUCGGCUGGCAGUCUCUUCUCAAUCGAAUCAACCAAGUUCGAUAGCUUUUUGGAGAAUGCCACUACUCCACGGGAUGCGCAAUUCGUGGAGCAACUCGCGACCGGCGUCACUACUGGAGGAAGAGUGUUCAAUGCCAUGAGCGACAUGGCACGUGCACUUGGGCCGAGCAUCUCAGGCUGUGCAUCUCCUCUGCUGAGCUCGCGCAUCCGAAUCGUCUUUGCGGAUGUCCUCAAAAUUAGCUAUGGAUAUGUUGGCUAUCAAGCCGAUAGCCUGACAUGCCUGUUUAGCUUACUGUCACCUGGCCGUGGUUAUUGGGAUCUGUCCUCGGUCCAAAACCUUCGCGCCUCUGGCGAUACGGUGUCAUCGUUUAUUAAUGACGAUAUUCUUAUGCAAUGGUACUUUCAACAAGCUGUGGAUCGAUUCCCGUACGAGUUUUUGCCGUUUAUAUCGCUCUGCAAGAGUCUCUGCACUGUCACUGGCGAGGUCGAUGACCAACGAUACUCGGACGUUCUGAACCUUCUACGCAAUACAUCUACUCUGACCCUGGAGCUGCCGAAGGGCUUCCAAGAAUAUGAACUGGUACAUGAGGACGAGAAUACGAAUUCCUUUUCCCUUACGGAGGAAAUCCCCCUCAUCACACUCUCAUCUUCCUGGAAAAAGAGGCAGAUGGACGAUGACGCAUAUCGUCUUCCUCGGGGCACUCAAGGGCGUUUUAUUACGGAUAGUGGACGGCUGGUGCUUGUUGAGUACCGGCACUCGGCUCUUUCCUUGCUAGGUCGCCGGCUGGAAAUCUAUCUCAUGAAGGAAGGAUAUCAAUGCCAAUUCGAAUCAUUGCAACCCCAUGACAUUGCCGAAGUCGUUGAGCUCUUCGCUAUACUGAUCCGGAUGGAGUACUUGAAGCUGGCUGGCAACCCCGAUGCGUUAAUACACAAAGAUGACGAUAUCCUUUCUGAGGCUAGCAAGCACAUCAGUGGCGGCAAGGAUAUCGUUACUAUCGUUUGCGAUACUAUGGACUACUUCAUGCAAGAAGAGCUGGCAAUGACGGAAGAGUCUGCCAUCAAUGUUAUUACGGCUUGCAUAAAGUUCUUGGAUGCGAUUCUGCCCGUUCAACCCAGCAGGGUAUGGUCAUACCUUGCCCGCAGUGAGCUGCUGAGCUCCGAAGCGAGAGCCGGGAAACUCUCCAAGCUGACUGGCAGCCUUGACCUGGUAUCUGAGCGUCUGGACUUUUUGAAUUCGGCGCUAUUCUUCUUCUCCAAUGUUGUUGAUACUGCACUCGCAUCUGGGGUGCAACGGCAAGCUGGAAACAAGUCGCGCGGUCGACAACAAGAAAUUAACCCAUGGCUCGGCACUUCAGAUAAAGUGCUUUCUAAAGUGGCCUUGGCCGUAGCCAAUGCUUCUGUUGAUAUCUUCGAAAACACCUCUACAUGGCAAUUCGAUGCGGAGAUAAGCCGUAUCUCUCUGCUCAACAGCGUUGUGCCCUUGCUGAACAAGAUCAUCCACCACAGCUACAGUAUGGGCAAGUCAAGCGAGUCCGACAAUCUAACGAGUUGUUUACGGCCAGCGGCCAGUUACGUCAUCGACUGCUUUCUUUCGCCAUCCAGUGGCACGCUGAGGUUUCAGCCACUUCUGUAUUCUUUCAUCUCCGCCCUUCUCACCCCCGAGUCCACGUUGUACCCUUCAAGACUGAACCUUGUCCGUAACGAGGUAGAAUCGGCUCUCACGUUUGCCACUUCUCUUCUCCGGGCUGCUAACUUUGUCGAACGAUCUUCUACAAUGCUGGAAAGCUAUCUCUUCAAGAGCUCGACUUUAUUGGCUCGCCUGUGCGCAGUCUCCGAUCUCUUCCGUACGCCCAUCUUGUCUCUCCUCCAGGCGCUCGUCUCGAAUGCGGGUCAAGGCUCCAGUGAACCUCCCUCGCUGCUGGGAUAUCUCGGACCUGGGGUAUCAAAGUCCUUCAUCACUUUGCUCUCUCGGCUAGGCCAGCCAUAUGCCCUGCAAACAGAUGUUGAAACAAUCUGGAAGUUCUUCUCCUCGAUAUUGCGGAACCGCCAGCAAUGGAUGUCUAACUGCCUUCUUACUGGCCAAACGCCACGAGAAGCGAUGGCUAAGGACAGCAAAACAAAGGACAUUUCAGACGACUCGGUCUUUGCAACUGCCUUGUCCAAGCUGAAGAAGAUCGAUGACUUGGAAACUUCAGAGGCCCUUGCGAUUUUGGACUUCGUUGCAUCAGCCCAAAACUACUGGCCAUGGACCGUAUUCACAUUGCAGAAGGACACGUCGUACAUGGAAGGGUUACGCUCAUAUGCGCGCGCGCUGAAACCGUCCCAUCUUGUCAUGAAGUCGGAUAGUAUUCGCGCCGCUCGUGAGGCUAGGCUAGCUGCGUACAUUGCCGAAACAUUUGCAAUGCAGCUUUACCAUUCAAGACACUUGGGAAGUGCUGAGGAACUGGCUAAGAGUCUAGUCAAUCACCUGGAUUACUACCUGCGCGAUGGCGUUGAGGUAGCUGGCUACAACAAGUCGCUGCACAACAAUUUUGCAAAGAACUUUGCAAACAAGUACUUCGGCUGCUCAGUCGAUAACUUCAAGCGAACGCCUUUGGCGCCAGGUCAUCUCGGAUCUGACUACUACUACGACCUAGAGCAGGCGGACACAAUGCUACGAUUCGACCCUGGAUGGCUCGGACGCAAAGCAAAUGGGUUCAAGAAUGAAAUGGAACUUGCAAAUGCGAACUUGUCACUAGUCGAUGCCCAGAUCGCCCUGUUUCACUCAUGGGAAUUCCUGCUCGUUGAGCUUAGCACUUGCCUGCCUGGUAACGAGACCAUCGGCAAGCAAAUGCUGCAAGUCUCACAACAAUGUCUCAACGCCAACCAAAACGUCCCUGGACCAGAAAGCAUCUUCUUGAAGCUCGUGCAGGAGCGUGCUAAUCUGGCACUUAUCCUCGUGCAGCGCCUAGCAAAGUCCAAACUGCCCGUUCAAGACGUCAACCAGAUGCUAACUACACUGGUUGGUACCAUGAGCGGUGUAGAUGAACCAUUCGCCAGCAGCUCCAUUGGGUACUACCGAGUCCUGCUGAAGGCACUGUUUGUUACCCUCCGCGCAUAUCACGUCGGCGGAGAGAAGAGGGAACGCAGCGAACAGCAUGAUGACCCUGAGCCGCCUGUGAAACUCGGUGGAUCCGCUGUGUCGGUCACCCAAACAGUAUUGAGUCUGCUGGAUAUCGUCGUCGGGCGUGGUUUCCGUACACUUGUCAGCCUGAUUCACGAUGGCGAUGCCGAGGUGUAUCCGGAAGAUUUGGGCUUGCUCACAGCGAUCAUGCAGGCUGCCUUGUCGCUGCCUACGAUUGAGCAGUCCCAGACCCAGGUUCUCAACAUUAUGGCGACUCAUGAGGUUGUCAAUGCCGCAUCAUCGCUCUAUUCGUGGGCUGAUCAACUGGCCAUCCAUGGCGACCCCGUGUAUGGCGAGCUAGCGAUCAUGUUCCUACUUCAGCUGUCGAAUUUGCCGCUUAUCGGAGAGCAACUCGCCUGCGACGGCAUCCUCAGCAACCUUCUUUCUGCCAAGAUCACAAAGGUGAUGCUUAAGACGAAUAUCUCUCCCACUUCAGAUGCACCGAUCGCGCAACGUUGCUACACAAUAUGGGUCAAAGGCCUUUUGCCACUGAUGAUCAACCUGCUUACUUCGCUUGGCGUCGCGGUGGCACCCGAGAUCACGUAUGUGCUGAACCAAUUCUCGCACUUGCUGAAUGCGAGCGUGGACCGAUUUGAAGCCCCCGGGACCAACCGGACAAUAGCGAAGGGCGCGAUCCAACACAUCACCUUGCUCAGCACGUCUGAGAUUCAUUCGCUGGCUCUCAUCACGCGCGUCCUCAAGGCACUGCGCGCGACCAACGCGCGGGACAUUGGCACUGUUCAAUGGGACGCCAGCGGCCUGCUCGAAAACGUCGACUACUGGCUGGCGAGCCGGCGACUGCUCAAGGAGAGGCUCCUGCCGCUCGGCCAGCGCGAGAUGGAGUGGCGAACGACGAAGGUGGGCGCGGGGGCCAACGAGAAUGUGCUCGAGGCCAAGGUUGUCUCACAACUGGAGGUUGUUCGGGACAUCUUGGCUGACGAACUGGAGUAG